AUGAAGUUUAUUGGAGCCAGUGUUGUUGCCUCAGUUUUUCUCUUGUCUACAAUCGCCGAAGCUGGUCGCACAUGUGUUGUCGGACACUCUGGCAAUAAUAACGAGGUUGCUCCUAUAAUGAAGGCAUUCAAAGAUUGUAACAACGGCGGUACUGUUGUAUUCCCUGCUGGGCAGACAUACAACGUCAAGAGUGCGCUCGAACUUCAAGGUCUUAAGAAUAUUGUUGUUAAAUUUGAUUCGAUCAUCAACUUUCCCAGAUUCAACCCCAAGAUCCAGAAAGGAAAAGGUUACAUGUAUUUCAACGGUGACAAUAUUCAUUUCUCUGGUCGUGGUACCAUAAACGGAAACGGCCAGGGAUGGUUCGAUGCUCAGAACAACCAGGGACCAACCAUGGUUAGAGUCAAUGCUAGAAACUCGUAUUUUGCUGGGUUUACAGUCAAGCAAGCACCAAAUGGUCACUUUAGCAUUGUUGGAUCCCAGAAUACUAUACUCGAGAAUCUGUCCCUUCGUACAGUGUCCACAAAUCCAAGUAGACCAGCUAAAAACACAGAUGCUUUCGGUAUUUCCAGCUCCAGUAAUAUAAUUAUCAGAGACUCGACUAUUGUAAAUGGUGACGACUGUCUUGCUGUUCAUGGUGGCGUUACCAAUGCAACCAUCUCUGGUAUUACUUGUACUGGUGGUCAUGGAUUCAGUGUUGGAUCUCUCGGCAAGGAUGGUAUCACAGAAAGCCUUUCUGGUGUUAGCUUUCUUAACAACAAAUGUAUCAACUGCACUAGUGGCCUUCGUAUCAAAGCAUGGCCUGGAGGAAAGGGUAACGUUAAUGAUAUCAGAUUUGAGAAUACUUCCCUUCAAAACGUCGAGAGUCCUAUCGAUAUUUCUACUCACUACUGCGACAAAGAAAGAGCUUCCCAGUGUGCAAGAGAUGAUGCAACUUCAUUGUCUUUUACCAAUAUCAAAAUAAAAAAUGUUUCUGGAACUGGAAGUACAAACAAGGAUUAUCCUCUAAUUAACAUUAAUUGUGCUGCGAAGAAUCCUUGCAAGAACAUUGUACUUAGUGAUAUUCACUUGACUCCCAGCAACAGCAAGACAAAGAAAAAUGUCUGCCUCAAUCUUGUGAACUCCGGUGCAAUCCCUUACUGCAAGCUUUAA
Phycomyces blakesleeanus NRRL 1555(-) is the source of this 1149-nucleotide messenger RNA. RefSeq names its product glycoside hydrolase family 28 protein. NCBI's taxonomy places the organism in Eukaryota, Fungi, Mucoromycota, Mucoromycetes, Mucorales, Phycomycetaceae. The record is from RefSeq and is a predicted model, not a curated record. Bases 1 to 1149 code for a protein of 382 amino acids. Gene Ontology annotation, biological process: carbohydrate metabolic process. Gene Ontology annotation, molecular function: polygalacturonase activity. The transcript has 3 exons.